Brassica rapa (field mustard) is the source of this 1843-nucleotide messenger RNA. Its product is annotated as CLAVATA3/ESR (CLE)-related protein 22. Gene Ontology annotation, biological process: system development. Lineage: Eukaryota; Viridiplantae; Streptophyta; Magnoliopsida; Brassicales; Brassicaceae. The record is from RefSeq and is a predicted model, not a curated record.
CACUAAUUUCUAAGAUAUAUAUUAGUAAUGUUCUUAGUUUAUACUAAAAAAAAAAAAUUCAAGAAUGAAAGAUUAUCAUUCAUUCAUAUAUUACUAUCAAUUUAUUUAUUUUUUGAUGUGGGACUUCUUAAUACAUCUUUCUCAUGUUUAAGACUUACUACAACUAAACUUAAAGUUAGCGAGAUUUGAUAUUUACAGGUAUUUUAAAAUAUUUGGACUUUGAUAUCAUAUUUGUACUGAUUACAACUCACACUUCAAAUCUAAAAUAAAAUAUAACUACACACUUGUAUUUUACUCUCAAUCACACUGAAUUCUCAAUGUGAUAUGAUAAACUAUAUGAUUUUUAUAGAAAUUAAAAUCUUGUUUUUAAAUAGAGGCAAGAUAACUUUUCCAAUUAUUAUAAGUGAUAAAGAUUUAACUGUAAGUCUACGAGACCUCUAACAACAUGCUAUCUUCAGGUAUCUCCCAUCAAAUUAAUCUACGGUAUUUCCUGACAAACAUUGAAGGUAGAUGAUACUGGAGAUCUCAUAUCCAUUUGGGAUACAGUUCUUUCCUCUUAAUUCCCAAUAAAAACAAACUAACGAAAAGUUAAUACUCUAGAAAGACAAAAUGGAAACAAAAAAUGAUAAAUAAUAGGGGACAUAUAAGUGGAAUCUGAUUUUUUUCAUGUGUGUGAGUGUCAAUGUGGGUGAGGAAUGAGGAAAAAGGUAGUGAAGACAGACAACAUCAUUUUCCUCAAAGAAAGCUAAGUCCUAGAAUCAUCACUCCAAUUCCCUUUUUUGGCCCCCCUUUUCUAUUUCUUGCUUCUUUGACCCUUCACUUAAUUACUCUUACCUACAUGCUUUUUGACACCUUCAUUACUCUCUAAAUUAACCACUCCAAUAAGUAAUAACACCACUAACUAAUUAAUCCAGCUAAUACCUCUGGACAUCAUUUAACAAAAGCUUAGUCAAGAAAAUAUAAUGAUACUUACAAAACCUCUUAUUUUCUUCUCUUUAAUUGUUCUUAUAAAGUGAUAUAUGAAGGGGAAAAAAAGAAAGGGAGAGCAACAAACUUUCAGAGCAAGUCAUAGGUUAAAAGCCCCCUAGCUUUUCUUCCAUCACUUUCAUUCCUCUCUUCUCAUUCUAAGUGAGACUUUCACAGGGAAUAUAAGAGAUCUAGUUCAGAUCUUUCAACUAUUAUCCCCUCUUAUAUCUUCUGAAAAUCAAUUCUAAACCCCAUCUCUUAUAGCUACAUAGAGAAACUCUGUAUACCUUGAAAUUUUCGAGAACAUGGGAAGUUACUACUACAGAAGAAAAUCUCGGAAACACAUCACUACUGUUGCCUUCAUCAUCCUUCUUCUUUUGUUUCUGUUUCUUUACGCUAAAGCUUCAUCGUCGUCCUCUCUUGAUAUUCCUCACCACUCAACUCAUGCAAGCUUGAAAAAACCUCGAGUUUUGGAUCCUAACCUUCAUGAUCGCAGUUCCAGAGAUGCGUCAAGAGGAUCGAGAUAUACUAGUGAAGGUGGUGGAAUUUAUUUUGAAGAUAACAAGAGAAGGGUCUUCACAGGUCCAAAUCCUUUGCACAAUAGAUAAUUAUUUUCUUUAAUAAGUUUUGUGAAAUUUUGUCUGAAUAAAACAUAUUUGUGAAAGAAAAAAAAACAUAUUUAUUUACUUUUAUCUUACUCUGCUAUACAUUACAUCAUACGUGAUCGGCCAUGACUUGUAACGUAUGUUCUAUGUGGAAGUAAGAGAUAUUAAGAGUGUUGAACAAGAGUCUUUGAAAAAUAGUAGAUAAUGCAUCUUCAUAUGAUAAUUAAGAUGAGUGUGUUCUUAGUUUAUUAAUAUUAAGCAUGAUUGUCUUA